This is a messenger RNA of Phyllostomus discolor (pale spear-nosed bat), 752 nucleotides long. It is a transcript of the gene MRPL20, whose product is annotated as mitochondrial ribosomal protein L20. Bases 68 to 517 code for a protein of 149 amino acids. NCBI's taxonomy places the organism in Eukaryota, Metazoa, Chordata, Mammalia, Chiroptera, Phyllostomidae. Gene Ontology annotation, cellular component: ribosome. Gene Ontology annotation, molecular function: structural constituent of ribosome; rRNA binding. Gene Ontology annotation, biological process: ribosomal large subunit assembly; translation. The record is from RefSeq and is a predicted model, not a curated record. The transcript is spliced from 4 exons.
CCGGAAGCGCUGGUGCGGCGCGGCGCGGCGCGUGCGUCUCUGAGCGGAGACCCCUGCCCGGGCUGUCAUGGUCUUCCUUUCCGCGCAGCUCUGGCUGCGGAGCCGCGUCACCGACCGCUACUGGCGGGUCCAGGAGGUGCUGAAGCACGCGCGGCAUUUCCGGGGAAGGAAGAACCGCUGCUACCGGCUGGCCGUCCGGGCUGUGAUGCGAGCGUUUGUGAAGUGCACGAAAGCUCGGAGACUGAAGAAGAGGAACUUGAGGACGCUCUGGAUUAAUCGAAUCACAGCUGCCUCCCAGGAGCACGGCCUGAAGUACCCAGCGUUCCUGUCCAAUUUAAUUAAGUGCCAGGUGGAGCUCAACAGGAAGGUGCUGGCCGACCUAGCCAUCUACGAACCAAAGACUUUUAAAUCCUUGGCUGCUUUGGCCAAAAGGAGGGGACAGGAAGGAUUUGCUGCUGCCUUGGGGGACGGGAAGGAGCCCGAGGGCAUAUUUUCCCGAGUGGCACAGAACCGCUGAGGGGACCCCUGUCCUCUCUGGCCAAGUGUCUUAGGAAAAGGCUCCCCCCCCCCCCAUGAUCAUAACUCAGAAAGGAGCCAAGAAUCGUUUGCGGGAGUGUGCUGGGUUUGAUGGCGUGGUUUUAAUUUACAGUUUGGUAACAGGUGUGAGGGACAGGCACCGUCUGUCCUCCUGGGGACAGGCCGGCAACGCCGCAUGGUAGCAGGCUGCGCUGCGAAUAAAGCUCGUGUGGUGA